Ustilaginoidea virens is the source of this 5727-nucleotide messenger RNA. RefSeq lists its product as uncharacterized. The transcript has 12 exons. Gene Ontology annotation, cellular component: cytoplasm. The record is from RefSeq and is a predicted model, not a curated record. Gene Ontology annotation, biological process: secondary metabolite biosynthetic process; amino acid activation for nonribosomal peptide biosynthetic process. Gene Ontology annotation, molecular function: phosphopantetheine binding; catalytic activity. NCBI's taxonomy places the organism in Eukaryota, Fungi, Ascomycota, Sordariomycetes, Hypocreales, Clavicipitaceae. The coding region runs from base 1 to 5727 and encodes 1908 amino acids.
AUGCGACGUACACUUCGGGCACAACUGGGUUCCCCAAAUGCAUUGAAGGAGCACACGAGCGUCUUCAACAGCAUCACAGAUCUUUCUACGCGAUAUGGCGUUGCCAGCAACGCCGAUGAAGUAGUCCUUCUUCUGUCGGAAUAUGUUUUUGAACCGUUUGUGCGUCAAAUUCUCAUGGCCCUGACGACGGAUAACACGCUUGCCAUUAUCAACGAUCAAGACAAGUUUGACCCAGAGAUACUCGUCGCUUUUAUGCGCCAACACAGAGUUACCUAUCUCAAUGGGACGACUUCCGUCCUCCAAGAGUACGGUUUCCUCUCAUAUGCUGGCCUGAAACGCAUCGUCUUAGUUGGAGAGAACUUGACCGAGUCUCGGUACGCUGCUUUGCGCCGUCGAUUCAAAGGUCGUAUCAUAGACGAGUACGGAUUCACAGAGUCGGCGUUUGUCACGGCCCUAAAGCAUGGAGACGAGAUUGAGGAGAGGCUGACCAAGGCAUGGGGCGAUGUUCUUGCCGUUGAGGCGAAGAACAUCGGACCAGAGCACAACUUCUUCCGGUUGGGCGGCCACAGCAUCACUUGCAUUCAGCUGAUUGUUCGGGUUCGCGAGUAUCUGGGUGUUUCGAUCGGCCAUGGCAAGAAGCCCGUCGUAUUGUUGUCGAGUCGAGCACUCGCAAACGGCGCAACCGGACACACAUAUCUGGCAAACAGCUUGCAACAAGGGUUCGUCUAUCACGCACUCAAGACGCCGCAAAAGGAUGCCUACAUCAUGCAGUCCACGUUACACUACCCGGCACCUCUGCAGCACGACCAUUACCGCGCUGCUUGGGAGUUGGCCCACAUACAGCACCCUGCGCUGCGGCUGCGCUUCUCAUCGGCAUCCGAAGUGAUGCAAGCCGUGGAAGAGAAUGUGCCUCUGGGCUGGCGAGAGGUAGACGCCAGCGGCGUACGGACUGAAGGCGAACGGCAGCAGGUGCUCCAUCGGAUACAGCAGGACAACCACAGCGAGGGCUUCAACCUGGAAUCGGCGUCACUGGCGCGGGUGUACUUGGUCAAUGGCCCAGAUACACUUUCGCCGUGCGUUUUUAGCUGCCAUCACGCGAUUCUGGAUGGCUGGAGUCUUCCUCUGCUCUUUGACAACUUGCACGAGACAUACCUGCGCUUGACAAGGGGGGAGAAGCCAUCACCCCGCGAGGACGGCACCUACAUGCUUGCUCAGAAAUAUCUUCAACGCCAUCGCGAUACUCACCUGGACUUUUGGGCCCAGCAUAUUGACCAGGUCCGGGAGCGAUGCCAUCCGAAUGCCCUCCUGAACGACACGAGCCGCUACAAGGUGCCCCUGGCAGACUACGAUCACGUCUUGGGGCAGGGUCAGCAAAGCAUACGGCUGCCCCGAGAUGCUGCCAUGACCAAGUUAAUGGACGUAUGCUCGGGAGGCAGCCACACCGUGACGGGGACCACCAUUUCUGGCCGAAACCUGCCCAUUGACGGCAUUGAGAGAUCAAUUGGCUUGUUCAUCAACACCUUGCCCCUUGUGCUGGACCACACCAGCUACGGGGACACGAGCGCCCUGGAUGCCAUUGCCAAGGUACAAAGGCAGGUGAACGCCAUGAACGAGAGGGGAAGCAACGAGCUCGGCCGCUUGCGGCGGGACGACUUGAAGCACGGCCUUUUUGACACACUGUUUGUGCUGGAGAACUAUCCAAACCUGGACUCGUCGAGGAGACAAGUGCAUAAAGCACUGCUGCAGUACACCAUCGAAGGGGGUACCGAGAAGCUCAGUGGCGGUCAUCGUCCAAGGGCUGGGGCACGGCGGAUGUGUUGUUGCAAAAACGUACGCCACACCCUUUACAACGUGGCGGAGAAGCCCGAUGCGCCCAUACGGGACAUCGAGUAUCUGUCAGCCCGCCAGAGGGAGAAACUUGACAAAUGGAACGUCACUGCGGAUGAAUACCCUAGCGUUACCAUUCAUUGCCUGUUCGAGGCGGAAGCGCAGCGCAAACCGGACAAGAUAGCGGCCAUUUACCAAGACACCAGGUUGAGCUAUCGGGAGCUCAACUCCCGGGCCAAUGCCCUGGCGUAUUACCUGCUGGACCGUGCGGCCAUUGAGCCUAAUAAGCUGGUUGCGCUGGUAGUGGACAAGAGCGAGCACAUGAUUACUAAGUGGGCAUUGGCAGGCAUAUGGGCGGAGCUGCUCGACAUAGCCCGUCAACUCAUCAGCAUUUACAGUGACUUCUUCAGCCUGGGAGGCGACAGCCUGAGGAGCCCCAGGCUGUCCUUUGACGCCACCAAGGCCCUGGGCGUGCCAGUCAGUGUGAGCAGCCUCUUUCGCUACCCGACCAUUGAGGCCUUUGCCCGGUGGUUGUGGCGGGAGAGACUGCUGUUUCUCCGUGAGUUUGACCGAGGCUCGAGCGCGUACAGCAUUGCCAUUCAUAUGGAGCUUGAGCGCCGCCAGGCUGAGACUGCGGCCCGUCUGACGUACUUUGAGAAGGCGAAAGUCCUGGACCCAGUGACGGCCGACAAGAUGCUCACCGUCCAAGCCGUGUCUUGCAGCGAUCUGUCUCAAGCGGAGCGGCAGAUGGUUGCCGCGGCAGAGCACGUCUUUUGCCUCGACCAGGAUCUUCCCUUCACUGUUAAUAUAAACUCGGGGGCGACAUUUUCGGUCGGCAUCCCCGUCUCGCACAGAUGCCGCGCCGAGUACGAGUCGGUCGUGGGCUUCUUUGUCAACCUCUUGCCGCUGCAGGUCGACGUCUCGGCCUCGACCAUCCAUGAGCUGAUCUCGACUGCUCAAAAGGAACUCAUUGAUUGCCAGGUGCAUAUGGACAUGCCUUUCCAGGACAUGACGCGGCUGCUGCAGGAGCAGCACGACACUAGUCGACAUCCGCUGGUACAGACCGUGUUCAACUGGGAGACGGGACCAUCCGGCGCGAUGCUGCAGCCGCAUGUCGGUGGUGGGAAAGCCCUCCUCCGCGAGUACACGCCCUCUCGGCCGUUGCCUUCGUUAGCAAAGUUUGACUUGAACGUGUCCGGGUAUGCCGAGACGUACCUGGCCGUUCUUGAAGACAUGGCUAAUGCUGACGCAUCUGCAUAUUUGCCGAGCUUAGCUCUGCACGCUCCGGAAUCCGAUAAGCAAGAGACGUCCGGAGACGCUGCGCUAGCUGCGCUGUUUGAAGGACAGGCCGUGCUCAACACGCAGCAGGUGGCCAUCGUCGACGGCAACUCGAGGCGCAUCACGUUUGGCCACCUCGAUGCCAGGGCGAACCGGUUGGCGCACUACAAACUGACUCUGGGCGCGAGCCCUGCUGGGCCUGGCUACGUCAUCGCCCUCAUGCUAGACAAGAGCAUGGGGAUGCUGGUUUGCGUCCUGGCUGUCUGGAAAGCUGGUGUGGCAUACGUGCCCUUGGAUCCCGACUAUCCCGCCUUGAGAGUCGGACUGAUACUCGACGACACGAGGGCAGCGCUGCUCAUCACCACGAGCAAGUACUCCUCCCGCGUCGACUGCAAGUCUCCCAUGGUCGACGACGCGGACGCAAUCAGCAACCUCGAGCGGCAGCCUCGCGUCAACACGGGCCUCCCGGACUUGAGCCCCUCAGCGCUCGCCUACAUAAUCUUCACUUCGGGCACAACGGGGAGGCCCAAGGGCGUGAUGGUCGAGCACCGAAGCGUGGUGAAGCCGCAAAAGGCCCUCGCGGGCGUUUCCGAGGCAUGUGCUAUGCUAACCCGCAGCAACAGCUCCCAGGCCGUCCUGUUUCUCUCCAACUACGUCUUCGACUUUUCCGUGGAUCAGAUUGCGCUCUCCCUCCUUAGCGGCAACAAGCUGAUCCUCCCGCUGGAGGAAGGCCUCACUCACCCGCGAUUCUGCGAGCUAGGCAACGCGGAGAAGCUCUCGUACCUGAGCGGAACGCCCUCCGUACUGCAGCAGGUGCGGCUCUCGUGCCUGCGGCACCUAGAGAUGCUUACCGUCGCCGGCGAGGAGUUUCACCCGUCCCAGUACGCCAGCAUGCGGAGAGAGUUCGCGGGCCCGAUCCACAACGUGUACGGCAUCACCGAGACGACCGUGCACAACCUGGUGACGACGUUUCAAGGCCCGCAAGCGCCCUUCACGGGUGCCCUGCGUGACGAGCUGCCCGGGACAAAGGCGUCUCACGCAGCGGCCGAGCUGGUCGGCUACUACAACCUCGAACCAGGCACCUGCAAUCCCGCGCCCGAGGACGUCGCGCAAGCUCUGGCCUCGCGGGUCCCGUCGUUCAUGGUCCCCGGCAGGCUCCGCCUCUUGCAGGGUGCUCAGCCCGUUACCGUGAACGGGAAGCUGGACCUGAAGAGGAUGGCCGCAGCAGCGCAGCGCGACGAGCCCAAACGCGCACAUGGACUCGUGCGCGGAACCGCCCCCUUGCUGCCGAUUCAAGAGUGGUUCUUUUCCAAGAGGCUAGGGCGGCCCGGGUUCUGGAACCACUGCUUUGCGAUGCGAACGCCGCAGCUAGACAGGGCGCGACUCCAGGAGGCAGUCGGCAUGCUGCGGACGCGGUUCGCCAGGAUGGGCGGAAGGCUGGUCCAGCAGUUUGACGCGGAGCAGCCAAGGUCCAAGCCGUCGACGCGGCAGACAUGGCGCAAGCACACCGAGUGGCUGUUGAGUGCCAGCCAUUCCCGCUUCGACACGGAACGGGGACCGCUGUUCGGCGUCGUCUACGUUUCCGGACGCGCCGACGGCGCAGCCUACGUCUGGUGCGCGUUCCACCACCUCAUCGUCGACGCCGUCAGCUGGAGCGUCAUCAAGUCGGAUCUGCAGGCCCUCUACAGCGGGCGCGGCCUCGGAGCCAAGAGCAGCAGCGUGCAGCAGUGGGCGGGCGCCCUGUCAACCUACACGCCGACCUCGCGCGAAACGGAGUACUGGGAUGAGGUGCGAGCCAGAGCGGCGCGAAGCACGAGGGGCUUGCCGGGGAGGAGCAGUCAGGCGCUUGUCACCAGACGCGAGGACGCCCUCCUGCCGAGCGACGAGACGGCGGCCCUGUUUCGGCACUGCUGCGCGAAGCUCGACGUUGGCGUGCGCCACGCGGUGUUCAUGUCCGUGGGGCUAUGCGCUCCAGGGACUCGCGGGCGAUGGGGAGGCCUUGCCGUCGUGACGGUCGAGGGCCACGGCCGCGAGGACGCCGCCGUAGAUGCGUCCCUGGACCUCGGCAGAACGGUGGGCUGGUUCACGAGCAUCUACCCGUUUGAAUCCCACCGGGUGGCGCACCCGGUGCAGGUGGUCCUCGAGGUCAAGAAGCGCUUGGGCGCGGUCCCGGCUCGCGGCGUAGGAUACGGCCCCCGCUACGGCUAUCUGGGGGAUUCCCUCCCGCCCGUGACGGUCAACUACCUCGGCAGGAGGAUGGAUCAAACGCGCCGGCAGCCGGACGACUGGGCCCUGGCGGCAGAUCAGGACGGCCUGCCCUACGGACUAUGCGUCGGCCCCAAAGACAGAGACGGCAGCUCCUCCAGCCUGCUCGACGUGACCGUCUCAUCCGCCCACGGGCGGCUGUCUCUCCAGGUGGCAAGCUACUGCGCCGCGGGCGGCGGCGCCGACGCGCCUCUGUUCCUCCUCCCGCCCGGCGAAGGCGGCGCUGAAAGCUACUUCCGCAACCUGGUCCAAGGAUGCACGUCGCCCUCGGGGCGAGGGAUUGAAAAGAAGACGCACGCGGCUGCGGAGACACGAAGCCAGAGACUUGCCAACUCAACGGCGGCUAUUGCGGACUAG